AUGGUUCUCGUCGCCGGCGAGGGGGCGAGCUGUCAGACUCCGCCCCCUCCUCUCUGCAGCAUGGCAGCCUCGCCACUGCCGCUGCUGCUCGUGCCCAUGUGCGGCCAGCACGGCUGCUGCUCGCGCCUGUGCGCAGCCACCGCGGCUGCUGCUCGCGUCCGUACGCCCGUGCAGCAUAUGGGGGGUCGGCAAGGCGCACCACAGAGCUCUGCCGCUGCUCGCGCCCGUGCGCGGCCACCGCAGCUGCUGUUCGCGCUCGUGCACCCGUGCAGCAUAUGGCGGGUCGGCACAGCGCACCACAAAGCUCUGCCACUACUCGCGCCCGUGCGCCCGUGCCGCGUAUGGGGGGUCGGCAAGGCGCACCGCAGAGCUCUGCCACUGCUCGCGCCCGUGCGCGGCCACCACGGCUACUGUUCGCGCUCGUGCGCCCGUGCAACAUAUGGCUGGUCGGCAAGACACACCGCAAAGCUCUGCCGCUACUCGCGCCCGUGCGCCCAUGCCGCAUAUGGCGGGUCGGCAAGGCACACCGCAAAGCUCUGCCGCUGCUCGCGCCCGUGCGCGGCCACCGCGGCUGCUGCUCGCGCCCGUGUGCUCGUGCAGCAUAUGGCGGGCCGGCAAGGCACACCGCAGAGCUCUGCCGCUGCUCGCGCCCGUGCGCGGCUGCUGCUCGUGCCCGUGCAGCAUAUGGAGGGUCGGCAAGGCGCACCGCAGAGCUCUCCCGCUGCUCGCGCCCGUGGGAGGCCACCGCGUCUGCUGCUCGUGCCCGUGCGCCCGUGCAGCAUAUGGCGGGUCGGCAAGGCGCAGCGCAGAGCUCUGCCGCUGCUCGCGCCCGUGCGUGGCCACCACGGCUGCUGCUCGCGCCCGUGCGCCCGCGCAGCAUAUGGCGGGUCGGUAAUGUGCACCGCAGAGCUCUGCCGCUGCUCGCGCCCGUGCGCCCAUGCAGCAUAUAUGGCAGGUCAGCAGGGAGGCGCACUGCAUAGCUCCGCCGCUGCCCCAUGUCGUGCCCUCCACCGCCCCCGCCCGGCACCAGCGCUUGCGAAAUCAGCUUCUGCUCCGGUGUUCGGCUCCCCCAGCAGCUUCGCGCCCGCAAAAGCUGUUGCUGCCGGUGCUUUGGCGCCCGCGGCAGCUGCUGCUCUAGGGUGGAAGGGGGCAGCGCUAAGGGCAGGCCAUGGCACAUGA
Messenger RNA from Aegilops tauschii subsp. strangulata, 1179 nucleotides. The record is from RefSeq and is a predicted model, not a curated record. Lineage: Eukaryota; Viridiplantae; Streptophyta; Magnoliopsida; Poales; Poaceae.